This is a messenger RNA of Caenorhabditis elegans, 440 nucleotides long. RefSeq names its product Sperm-specific class P protein 32 (gene ssp-32). Lineage: Eukaryota; Metazoa; Nematoda; Chromadorea; Rhabditida; Rhabditidae. The transcript has 2 exons. The coding region runs from base 31 to 354 and encodes 107 amino acids. The record is from RefSeq and is marked reviewed.
UUUUCAAUCAUUUUCAUUUCUCAACUGAACAUGCUAACCAUCGAACCUCCAUCUGCCACAUUUCCAGCGUCAGGAGGAAGUUCCACGCACACAAUUACGUCAGUGAACGAAUCUCGAAUGGCGUUUAAGGUGAAGUCAUCAAAUAAUGAGCACUACCGAGUUCGUCCCGUGUAUGGAUUUGUCGAGGCAAGGGGAAAAAUGAAAUUUGAGAUAAUUCGCCUCGAGGGUCCUGUGAAAGAUGAUAAAAUUAUGCUACAAUAUGCUGAAGUUCCAGCUGAUGAGACAGAUGCUCAGGCACCAUUCAAAGCUGGUGCUCAACAAGGAGAUGUCACGAUUUUAUUGAAGACUAACUGAGCAUCGACUUUUGUAUAAAACCCAUUUUAAUUUUAACUUUUUAUUAUUAUUAAACUUGUAAAAAGAACAAAGAGACGUAGCAAUGA